Messenger RNA from Homarus americanus (American lobster), 471 nucleotides. Its product is annotated as transcription initiation factor TFIID subunit 11-like. The record is from RefSeq and is a predicted model, not a curated record. Bases 1 to 471 code for a protein of 156 amino acids. The transcript has a single exon. Lineage: Eukaryota; Metazoa; Arthropoda; Malacostraca; Decapoda; Nephropidae.
AUGUAUAUUAAAUAUAAUAAAAAAGAUUAUGAUGUAGAAGUAAGUGAUGGAGAUGAAGAUGGUGAUAAUAAAGAUGAUAGUAGUAAUGAAGAAGACGACGAUAUAGAAAAGAUAAAUUCUAUUAAAGAAAAUGUAGAUUCUAGUAGUAAAGAAGCUGGUGAAAUAGAUUCUGAUAAAGAAGUAAUAGAUUAUAUGAAUAUAGUUUCUAGCAGUGAAAAAGGUGGUGGUGUUGAAGAAGAAGAAUAUUCUGAAAAUGGUAAAAUAGAUUCUAGUAAUAUAGUUUCUAGCAGUGAAAAAGGUGGUGGUGUUGAAGAAGAUGAUUCUGAAAAUGGUAAAAUAGAUUCUAGUAAUAUAGUUUCUAGUAGUGAAAAAGGUGCUGGUGUUGAAGAAGAAGAGGAAGAAGAUUCUGAAAAUGGUAAAGAAAUAUAUUCUAGUAAUAUAGUUCCUAUUGAAGGUGGUGUGAAAAAUUAA